AUGGCUCUGAAACGUAAAACACGUAACUUACCUGAUUUGAACGACGUUGACAAACGCAAUCAAAUGUCUUUUUUCGAUCCGGUUUACCAGAAUGAUGGUGAAAGCGAUGGCGAAUUAUCAAGAACGAGCCUGUCUCGUCAAACAUAUCGAGAACAAAAUGCCGAUGAAUCAACCGAAACAUUGAAUGCUAAUACAGCAGCACAAGAUGACGAGGAUGAAGAGCUUCCUGACGAUCAAUCUGCAGAAGCAUCAACAGCACGAAUCGUCGCACGAGUCAAACAAAUUCAACAUUCGAUCGAACAAGCGCAGACAAUGUUAGAUUCAAUGGACAAAUACAAACAUUUGGUUCCCGGAAGUGAGGACCAAUGUGACAAGCUUCGCGUAAUUAUAUCGAGCCUUGAAGAACAACAAGCGGGUUAUAUGAAUCUACUCAAUUUGAUUACAUUAACGAAUGAAGAAAGAUCAAUGCUAAUCAGUAAAAUUUCGGCACUUGAUCGCUCGGCUCCUACAAAUAACAACGAUCAAUUAGACGAAGACGAUGAAGAAGAGGCAGGAGGAGAAAAGAAUGCCAAACUGGCGAUUCAACGAAAAGUUCAAUUUCCCAACAAUUCUCGACUUGAGAGUAGAGUUGGUUUCAAUAUCUCGACGACAUCCAAUCAGCCAGCUAUAAACACGUCUGAUAACGAACAAAAUACUCGUAAUGAUAAUUCCAAUUACGACUCGCUUGUCGGUAGUCUCAAAAGUGAUACAAUCAAUUGGAAAGAUCAACAGUCAACAUCUGGCGAUGAGGCGAGUGAUGUUGAAAGUGAAAAAGAAAUCGAAAGAAGUUUAAUGCAUCAAAAAGAACAACUGAGGGCACUGCAAGGUCAAAAACGUGCUCUACUAGCGUUGAAGAAACGUUCAGAACAACGUUUACUCGAACAACAACAAGAGUUGCUCAACCAGACAUCGACUGUGCAAAGCGAAGAUCCAACAGAAAAAAAUCUUCUGUCGGAUAUAAACAAUCUUCGAGAUCGAUUACAACUACUUCGAAGUCUUUAUGAACAAAAACAUGAAGUGGAAGUUCAACAGCUGACAAAUUCAACGAAAAAACCAAGGAAACCGGCUGAAAAUCGUCAAGAGAAUCUACAUCAUGUUCGUCAACAGUUGGAUGAGUUAGAGAAAAUCAUCACCUAUUAUCAAUUCGAUCUAAUGGAUCCACCCGAAGAAGAAACAACAGUUUUUGAAGAAGAUCCUAUUCGACCAGACGAUGUUCAACGUCUUAAAUCGCUUUUGGAUCAACAAAAGCUGCAAGCAUCACCACCUAAGCCCAAACAGCCACUGGAUAAACUAUCCAAUGAAUUAGCAGCAAAACGAUUAGAACUCGAACAAGCAAAAUCGGCUCUUACUCGGCUUCAACAAAUGGUCAAAACAAUCGAACCAGACCAACCUUCAACUUCCAAUAAACCAACGAAAAGCAAUGAACAAAACGCUUCAUCUCUUCCAACUGCCAGAACAUCACUACAAGCGAGUGGUCAAACAACUGAUAAAACUAGUUCUAUUCUGACGACAAAUACUUAUGCAGAUGUUCAAAUGGCAGCACAACAUCGAGAAAUCGAACGUCUAGUUGAAUCGCGUCAACGAUUACAGACACUGAAAGAUCAGAUUGCGUCACUGCAUCAAAGUGUGGCAACAUCACCUACACCUUCGAAAAGAGAUACAAUACAACUUGAGAAACAACGUCCGAAAUCAGCGUAUGGGAAUCAAAUAGCUUCAUCACAACGCCGACAAAACAAUGAUGAUGAGUUGGAGUUCGAUCAGCUAGAAUGCGAAUCAGGCGACGGUGAAGAAACAGAUGAAGAUACCGAUGAAGAAGUUCAGCGAACCCCGAUCAAGCAAGAAAAUUUUCGUACACCCGAAGACAUUGUUGCUGAACAUGAACGCAGUUUGUUGUCAAACAAAAGAUCCGCUGAAAGCGAAGAUUUAAGCGGUCAGAUGCGGGAAAUUUGUCGUUGUUUAUCAACAUUCAUUCAAGAGCAAAAAUCUUUCAACCGUCACAUCGAAGAACAUUUAACUGCAGCAACAAGCAAUUCCUCACGAGCAUCUAUACCCUCCACAACCAAUGUCAGUGGAGACAUGCUCUUCAAUCAAUUACAACAACAAGUUCUUACACAAGGAUUAAUCGUUAAUUUAAACACCGCUUAUCGAGAAAUAGCCGUCCUACAAUCAGAAAUCAACGCACUACAAUCGGAAAACAAUCGCUUAUCAUCAUCAUUAUCCUCCUAUGAGAACGAAGCACAAUUGAAUUCAAAGGAAUCGAUUUAUAACUCAGCUCGAGCUAAACCAAUGCCUCCGCCAGUGCGACCAAAGUUGAAUGAAUACGUUCAACCAAUGAAACCGUCUUUAUUAGGAGAUUACAAUCGAUUCGAGAAUUCAAGUAAAACAUCAUUCAAUAGCCAAAGCACGGGAAAACGAACGGCGAUCAAUUUCGAUAGAAAUCAAAUGGAAACAACACCGACUAAGCAUGAUAAAAAUGGAAUAUUCUCUACUCACAGUUUAGCAUCACCGAAACCGACUUACUUAAAUUCGAAGCAGUUAUCCGAUGAAUAUGAAAUCACUUCGAGUCAAUACCAUCGUUCAUCUAAAGGUGUACCCUCGAAAUCGUUCAUCAUCCGUCGUCGACCAAUAACAAAUGACGAUGACAACACUCUGGCAAAACCGCCCUCGGCUGAUUAUAAUCAACGCUUACAACAGAAUACAUUCGAUGAUGACGACGAUGACGACGACGACGACGAAAGCGAUGAUGAAGAAGAAAAAGAUAAUCUUUCGCGAACGAUUUUCAAUACACAAUUAACAUCUUGUCUUUCCCCGUCAUCUCAAGAUUUCGAUAAUGUCGAUAUUCAAACACUGAACUUACAAGUAAAAGCGAUUAUGGUCCAGUUGAUUCCAUUUAUGCGUCUACAAAUUAACGAAACAUUCAAUCGUUCACUUUUGAACAACAUUCGCGAUCGUCUUAUCUUUCUGUUCAAACGACAACCGGAUACGGUUGACCUGGUUACUCAAUUUCAGGAUCAAUUUUCUGAGUCACUUGAAAAAAUGAUUGAUAAAUAUUGUGGAACGAUGAUUCGUGAUUGUGCUGCUGAUCUCAUUCGUGACAUAUCGGAUGUUGUCUUCGACGAGUUAGUAAAAUACAAAGUCAUCAAAGACACUACCGACGCAACUCAAACAAUAAAUGCUGAUGAACAAAUGACAACGACAGAAAUCAAACAACGUGAUGAUUAUUCCAAUAUCUUUACUUCAGCCGCGUUGGAAUCAACACGAGAAACUUCAUUACUGGAUGACGGUGAAAAUGAAACGAAAUAUCAAAUCGAACUAGCAGAAUCUGAAAGUCGACCAUUGACAUUAGUCGGAAGUGAUGAAGAGGAUAAUGAAUCUGAUCAAGAAGAGAAUCAAGAUAGUGAACUGGAAACUGCUGUGUCUCGCCAAGAAGUACUUCCAAAUCAUAAUGAAAAUACGUCAUCGAGCGAAUCGAAUUCUAAUGGACUUGGAUAUGUUAUCGUCAAUCGCACUAGAAGUGAUGAUACCGUUAACGAAAGUGUACCAGAUGACGACGAGAAAAAAGUUUCACCUGAAUCUAAUUUAGAUUUAUAG
Messenger RNA from Adineta ricciae, 3630 nucleotides. Lineage: Eukaryota; Metazoa; Rotifera; Eurotatoria; Adinetida; Adinetidae. The record is from the annotation of a GenBank genome assembly.